AUGCCAUAUGCGCCCCUCCUUUGUUGCCAGCUGGCGGACCUGCAGCGCAAGUACCGCAUCAUGGAGGGCAACCGCAAGUCGUACUCCGACGACAGCCAGGCCGUCAUCAAGAAGCAGCGGGUGGCCAUCGAGCAGGUCAAAGAUGAGAACGCCGCUCUGCGCCAUGAAAUCGAGUUGCUGAGCCAAGCGGAUGUCGGGGGCAUAAGCAGCGCCGCCACAGUGCAGCAAGAAAUGGCGAAGCUGCAAGAGCAGGUCGAGGCAUACACACGCAAGAUCGAGGCCGAGAGAAAGCGGUUGGAGGAGCUGGAAGAAAAGAUGGGGGCCAUGAGCACCAAAGCGAUGGACACGCGGCGGCAAAUGGGCGGUGUGAAUGCGGGCAAGGAGAGCAGCCUGGCCGUCAACAAGCAGGUCAAGCAGCUCGAGAACCGACUAGAGAAGGCGUUGGUCAAGUUCAACGAGGCCCUCUCCCAAAACAAGGUCCUGCGCGACCAGAUCGACAACCUACGGCGCGAGCGCGUGGUGUUCGAUACGCUAUACAAGAAGAUGGAGAAGGAGCUGCACGAUAAGAAGCGCGAAAUGGCGAACGUGAUCGAGAUCAGCAAUAUAGCGUAUGAGGCGCGCGACCAGGCGCAGAACGAGAUGGCCGCGCUCAAGGCACAGGCGGACAAGGAGCAGGCGGCGUUCGAGGCGGAGAUGCGCGAAAUGCAGAAGCUCAUUGACUCCCAGCACCGUAUGCGCGACUUUCUGAAGAUGAGCCGCGCAGACGCGCAACCGGGCGCACCCACCGACAGAGGCGAUGUGGGCGCGAGCAGGGGGGCCGGCGGCGGUGGGAGGGAACGGAGCGGCAGAUCUGAUUACGUGAAUCUAUUCGGAAAUAACGGGAUUUGCAGGCGCCUGGAAGUCGGUGAAUGGGCGGUCGGGCAGCGGACCGACGCACCAGGCGCAUGGAAGUCGGUGAACGGGCGGUCGGGCAGCGGGCCAACGCACCAGGUGCAGAGUUACGAGGAGGCGUUUGAGAAGAUUCACCAGGCGACGGGGAUCCAGGACAUCGACGAGCUGGUGACCAUGUUCAUCAGCGCGGAGGACAAAAACUUCUCGCUCUUCAACUACGUGAACGAGCUGAAUCAGGAGCUGGAGAAACUCGAGGAGCAACUUGCCGACACCCGUCUGGAGAUCGAGAAGUACAAGGGCCAGGGCGCGAGCCACGACAGCGCGCGCAAGAAGAUUCUGUUGGAGCUGGAGGAGCGGCUGAACAGGACGGAGGAGCGGGAGGCGCAGUAUGAGGUACGCUUCCAGAAGACGAUGAAGGCGAUCGCGCACAUCAAGCAGGUCGUCACCAGCACCUUCAACAAGAUUGGUUGCAACACGGCCGCGGUGCGCGAGAUGCUGGGCGACGGCGGCGUGACGGAGAGCAACCUGAUGCUGUACCUGGGGAUCAUCGAACAGCGCACCAACGAGAUUCUUCAGAUGUACGCAAUUCACAUGGCCCGGCAGCGCGGUAAGGACUUGGACGACGGCCUUUCCGCCGUUCCGCGCGGCGAUCCGCUGCGGCCGAGCGGAAUGCUGCUGGUGGCGGGGCCCCUCGCUCCCCCGGGGUCCGUCCACGUGGGAAUCGAACCCCCCUCGACGGGCGACGAUUACGCCAGCGAUGACGACAGCGAUGAGGAGGUGGACGACCGGCCGAUGACUCGGGAGGAGCUGGAGGACCGGACGAUUACGCGGAUACGGAAGCGGGAAGCGAGCGGACGAUCAAGGAUGGGAAGGCGGAUGCAGAAGCCGAAGUGA
Molecule: messenger RNA, 1785 nt
Organism: Klebsormidium nitens
Lineage: Eukaryota; Viridiplantae; Streptophyta; Klebsormidiophyceae; Klebsormidiales; Klebsormidiaceae
Source: the annotation of a GenBank genome assembly